GAAAAGUGUAAAGUGACGGUGUGAGUGAGGUAAACAUCCUCCCACUAACGCUUUUUCAAAUUUGUGAGGGAAAUCAGUCCGUGCGGAGCGCGAGCGCUUCCCACAAUGCACCCGCCGCUCAGCGGGAAACCAAAAUGGCGAGAUCAACCAAGCAAAGCCGCCGUGUACCAUAGUGUAAAAGUACUCCGUGAUUUUGAAAAUUCCCGCUAAAAAAAAACUCACUUCGGUUGUUAGCAGUUUAACCAAGCUCCUGAUUUUCGUCUUUGUUGUUGGUCUUUGUGUUCGUGAGACAUCGUAACCCGGGAAAGUGGCCGAAUGAGGCGCUGCAAAAGAUGAUCUCACUUAGAUUAGACUCAGGAAGUGCAGAUAACCUGGCUGCCCAUCAAAAGACACCUUCAAAUCGGCAACAGAAGUCACCAGUGCCCUUAUCGCAAUAUUCCUUGAAAGAUGGGCUGACCGUCACGGCCAAGAUUGCAAGCAAGUUUGAAGAAGGACAAGACGUCCUGGCUCGAUGGUCAGAUGGACUCUUUUACCUGGGGACUAUUACCAAGAUAGAUAAACUUAAGCACCGGUGCUUUGUGGUCUUUGAAGAUCAGUCUAAAUCCUGGGUUCUUUGGAAGGAUAUUCAGACAGUUGACAGACCACAGAGUCUCCAAGCUUACACAAACCGUAAGUUCCACAUCGAGCCAGGAGACGAGAAUAGGGAAGGUGACAGUGGAGGUGAGAUGCUCUGCUCUAUAUGCCAGAAUGAAUGCUCUGAGCCUCCCAAUGAAAUAGUCAUCUGUGACAAAUGUGGGCAAGGAUACCAUCAGCUGUGCCACGCUCCCGUAAUCGACUCAAGUGUCAUUGCGUCUGAUGACAAAUGGCUCUGCAGACAGUGCGUGUUUGCCACAACAACAAAGAGAGGUGGUGCUCUGAAGAAGGGCCCUAAUGCCAAAGCCCUACAGGAAAUGAAGCAGUCUCUGCCAUACGCCCUUGAAGACUUAGUGUGGGAUCAGGGCCACAAGACCAACGUCCAGCAAUGUUACUGCUACUGUGGAGGGCCUGGGGACUGGUAUCUGAAAAUGCUACAGUGUAAUAAAUGUAAGCAGUGGUUUCAUGAAGCCUGCAUCCAGUGUUUUCAGAAGCCAAUGCUCUAUGGAGACAGGUUCUAUCUAUUUAUUUGUUCAGUCUGUAACAGUGGACCAGAGUACCUCAAACGGCUGCCUUUGAGAUGGGUAGAUGUUGCACACCUAAGCCUCUAUAACCUGAGUGUAAUUCAUAAAAAGAAAUACUUUGACUCGGAGCUGGAACUGAUGGCUUACAUCAAUGAUAACUGGGACAGGCUACAGCUUGGCGAGCUUGCAGAGACCCCGAGAGCAGAACGAUAUGAAUGCAUCCUGGAAGCACUUAACAGCAACCUCAACAUGUUCAUGUCAGGAAAGGAGAUAAAGAAGAAGAAGCACCUGUUUGGAUUACGGAUUCGGUUCCCACCAGGCCCCCAGAGCUCUGAGCUCCCAUCAGAUCGAGAACAGGAAAAAGCCUCUCAUGAGAUUAAGAUCAAAGGCAGGAAGGCCACCAAACCAUCUCAUUCAUCAAGCACCGUCACUAAUGGAGUGGUGAAGAAAGGGAAGAGGAAACACCGCACACACUCCUUAGAGACGCUGGCCAAAUUAAGAAGGUCAAGUGAAAUUUUGGCACAGGCUGAUUUAAAGUUUCCAACUGUAGACAACGGCUCACUCGACCUGAUGACUUCACAAAGUAUCAAAACCGAAACAUUUUUGCCUUCAUCAAGUACCUCAGAUGUUGAAUCCCUUGGUGCCACCAGCACCAGUGAAUCUACCUCAACCAUCUUAAAGCAGUCCAGCUCGGGCAGUCCUAGCGGACCAUACACUGGAUGCCCCUGGCCCACUGUAACGCAGCCCCCAAUUAAAAGACGCAGAGGGCGGCCGCGACGAGAGCCGCAGCACCCCAAUCCCGAGAUCCCUGCACCGUGCAACCAACCAGAGCCGCAACCCAGCAACAAUCUCCCUGAAUCCAGCCCAGUCCCCUCUUGCCUCUACGGUGGCAUGGACAUUAUGCAGGACCUGGACUCCGACACCCAGCUUAGCCACCUCAAAAGUUCCAUUACCACUUACUUUGGAGCUGCAGGCCGUCUGGCCUGCGGGGAGAAGUAUCGUGUACUGGCCCGCAGAGUCACUAAUGAUGGCAAAGUACAGUACUUGGUGGAGUGGGAGGGGGUUACUGCCUCCUGAGCUUGUUACGGGUGUGGUCACAUACAGUGUACCUCUGGUGAUGUAGUGGCUUCAGUUGUGUACUUUGUUUUGUAACUCGUAUGAAAGCAGUGUUCCUGUUACAGAAUGUACAUGGUUGACUAAGAUAUUUCAGUGGCCUCAGGACUGUCUCAGAGAUUAAGAUAUAAGAGAUGUCUCUGUAAAUUCAAAUGGACUGCCUUCGCACAGACUGGAUGGACACGUUAGAGGCGCUUCAGGUUGAAGACAUCAUCACUUCAUUACUCUGUGAACAUAACCUGAGUCUUUGCUUUUUUGCCUCUGAUGUGCAGGUGCCUUAAAGGGUUGUGAAACAGAUAAAAAAUAUAUAAAUAUAUGCUGCUGGAGACAAAUGUUUUCUCAUAGCUCAAAUUGCCAAGAACAAAGAGCGCUAUUGUCAGUAGGGCACUUUUAUUUCGAUUGAUUGCACAUACGCUCUCACCCUAGACAUCCAGUUUCAUCUCAGUUUAUAUGACCUAGUGUAUAUAAAAACUGACCUUAAAAAUGGUUAACUCUUCUUCUGCCACAGUGCGUGAAGUUACAAGUAUUGACAGCAUUAAUAUCAUCAUCAGGUAUUGGCUUCUGUGAGAAAUUAUUCACACAUAUGUAAAGUUGGCUAAUGUAAAGAAGUUUUUGUUUACAGUUUUUGAUUUCUUCUCCUGAAGUAUAGUUUGUGUUUGUUAAAACGAUAUAACAGAGCGCAGCAGCAUUAGGUCUCCAUACCUCCCCAGAGCCCGCCCCAAAAUACUUUUUAGCUGUUAAUAUCUGCCUUGAGACUAAGUUCUAAGCUUUUUUUUGUUCCGAGCCAAUUUAGUUUAUUUUCCUCAGUUCAACAGAAUUUUAAAGCAGAUUAAUAUUUUUGUUAUUCUAUGCAACUAAUUCAUUGGAACUGUGUAUUGCAACUUCAGCUUCACCUCAAAAUAAGAAAACGGCAGCAAUAUUUUUGUUACAAUUGACUCAGGCUUUUUAACUGUGGUGCUAUUUAUUGCUUUCAAACAACAGUGUUAACUAACAAACUGUCUAUUCACAAGAGCACUCAGGAUAUUUUACACCUUCACUGUUAGGAUUUGAUACAAAAUAUUCAACAUUGAUACAAAAUGAGUUCCAUAAAAAUUUCAUAAGAUUUUUAAUUUUCAACUUUGUAUUUUGAUACAUUUCUAAAAUCGUUUGUUUUAUUUAUACUCAAGUUUAAUCGAGGUGGAAAACCUUUUUGUUUGUAUUUUGACCUGAGAAAUCCCUGUAUCCUAUAACAUUAACUACUUGCAAAGGUUGUAAGUUGCGUUUUGGACUUCAACAUUAUUACCUCCUCAUUUUGAUACAACGAUUUCUUAAAAAUAUUAAGCUCUUGUUAUGUGUAUGAAACAUUUUGGUUUUCAGCUGGUGUACAAGUGUUAGUAAAGCUUGCUUUGUAUUUUACUGGCUUUGAGCAGGCUCCUUUAGCCAAAGAAUAAAGAUCUCAAACCUU
This is a messenger RNA of Misgurnus anguillicaudatus (oriental weatherfish), 3714 nucleotides long. RefSeq names its product metal response element binding transcription factor 2 (gene mtf2). The record is from RefSeq and is a predicted model, not a curated record. Gene Ontology annotation, cellular component: nucleus. NCBI's taxonomy places the organism in Eukaryota, Metazoa, Chordata, Actinopteri, Cypriniformes, Cobitidae. Gene Ontology annotation, molecular function: chromatin binding; DNA binding. Gene Ontology annotation, biological process: negative regulation of gene expression, epigenetic.